UGGACGAGCUGAUAAAACUUCAGCAAGAGGUGAAGAUGGGCUCUCUGAGUAUAGAUGAUGCUCUGGAUCGAUUCAACGACUGGCAGAGGCUUCAGAAGGGAAUGGAUAGCAUUCAACAGGAGAAAAUACAGCAGCUGAGGGCUAGUAUCAUCAGCAACAGAGAGGAUGAUGAAAGUGUCUAUGAUAAAAUCAGCAUCAUUCAUCACACACCAACUGCAUCUGCAAAUGAGUGUCAAAGAGCGAGUCAGCAAGCGGACACUGAGUUCUACAGUAAACCUAUAAAAGGACAGAAUUCAAAUUUCUUCAGGAAAGCAGACAAACAGUAA
Molecule: messenger RNA, 326 nt
Organism: Sinocyclocheilus rhinocerous
Lineage: Eukaryota; Metazoa; Chordata; Actinopteri; Cypriniformes; Cyprinidae
Product: B-cell scaffold protein with ankyrin repeats-like
Exons: 5
Coding region: 36-326 (96 amino acids)
Biological process (GO): negative regulation of phosphatidylinositol 3-kinase/protein kinase B signal transduction; B cell activation; negative regulation of B cell activation
Molecular function (GO): protein tyrosine kinase binding; signaling receptor binding
Source: RefSeq, a predicted model, not a curated record